Messenger RNA from Chelonia mydas (Green sea turtle), 1832 nucleotides. RefSeq names its product ILK associated serine/threonine phosphatase (gene ILKAP). NCBI's taxonomy places the organism in Eukaryota, Metazoa, Chordata, Testudines, Cheloniidae. Gene Ontology annotation, molecular function: protein serine/threonine phosphatase activity; cation binding. Gene Ontology annotation, biological process: protein dephosphorylation. The record is from RefSeq and is a predicted model, not a curated record. The transcript has 14 exons. Bases 341 to 1666 code for a protein of 441 amino acids.
GCCUGCCCCGGCUCGGCCGCACGGGGUGACGCUUCCUGGCCCGUACUGCUGGCCUUAUGUGCCUGGGUCCUCCUGCGCCACGCUUAGUCUUGGUGCCGUGGGAGGCCGCGGCGGGCUCCUCGGGUCGGACCAAGGGGCUGGUUGUUGUUGCGCUUGCGGCGGGCAGCCAUGGGCCAGGGGUGGGCGGCCUGAGACCCGCGGCCUCUGCAGCCCCUGCUCGCUGUGAAACGCGGGCGAAGCGUACCUGUGGGCUCCAGCCAGGGGACAGCUGCAGCCUGGCCCCCGCGCACGCCACCCAAGGGUGGGUGCAGAGCCCAGCUCCGCCAGGCAUGCUUGCAGAAUGAAAUGCAAAGGCCUGGUUGCCCAGAUGAAACAACAUCAUGAGAAGUGUUCCUUCUCAGGAGGAAGCUGCAUUGAAGAUGAUGAAAGGAAUAUGUCUGAACAUGCAGGAUCUUCAGGGACCGAAGCACUAAAAGGAGGAUCUUUGCUUUUUGAUGAUCUCCCACCAUCCAGCAGCUCAGGGAAAGAAGCACAGACAGGGCCUUUGCUUUUUGAUGAUCUUCCACCGGUCAGCAGUGCUGACUCAGGGACAGGAGGACCUUUGCUCUUUGAUGAUCUCCCACCAGCCAGCAGUGGGGACUCAGCUUCACGCAUCACUGAGCAGGUCUCAGCAGUAGGAAAUCAUGGGAAAGGAGAGAAGAGGAAAGUCUCAGAGGAAGAGAAGAAUGGCCAUGAAGAACUUGUGGAAAAGAAAGUUUGUAAAGCAUCUGGAGGCAUCUUUGGACUGAAAGGUUAUAUGGCAGAGAGAAAAGGUGAACGAGAAGAGAUGCAGGAUGCACAUGUCAUCUUAAAUGACAUCACUGAGGAGUGCAGACCCCUGCCCCCUCAAAUAACCCGUGUCUCGUACUUUGCUGUUUUUGAUGGCCAUGGAGGAGUUCGAGCUUCAAAAUUUGCAGCACAGAAUCUGCACCAAAACCUGAUUAGGAAAUUUCCUAAAGGAGAGGUAGUCAGUGUGGAGAAAACAGUGAAAAGAUGCCUUUUGGACUCUUUCAAACAUACAGAUGAGGAGUUCCUGAAGCAGGCCUCCAGCCAGAAGCCUGCGUGGAAGGAUGGGUCCACAGCAACCUGUGUCCUGGCUGUGGAUAACAUCCUUUACAUUGCCAACCUUGGAGACAGCCGGGCGAUUUUGUGUCGUUACAACGAGGAGAGUCAGAAACAUACAGCCUUAAGUCUCAGUAAAGAACACAACCCUACCCAAUAUGAGGAGCGAAUGAGGAUACAGAAGGCUGGAGGAAAUGUCAGGGCUUCCUUUCCAUCAUUCAGAGACGGGCGAGUGCUGGGUGUGCUGGAGGUUUCCCGCUCCAUUGGGGAUGGACAGUACAAGCGCAGUGGUGUCAUUUCUGUGCCGGAUAUCAAACGCUGCCAACUUACACACAAUGACAGGUUCAUUAUGCUGGCCUGUGAUGGCCUCUUCAAGGUCUUCUCACCAGAAGAAGCUGUGAACUUCAUCAUGUCCUGCCUGGAGGACAAGAAUAUCCAAACACGAGAAGGGAAAUUAGCAGCUGAUGCUCGAUAUGAAGCAGCCUGUAACAGGCUGGCCAACAAAGCAGUGCAGCGAGGUUCUGCGGAUAAUGUCACUGUAGUGGUGGUCCGGAUCGAGCACUGAAGAAAAACAUGCAGGGAUGCAGUCCCAAGCUGCAUGUGAUGGAUUUAAAUGCAACAACAAAGUUUGUGUGUGAGUGUGUGAGAGAGAGAGAGAGAGAAUCUGGGGGGGGGGGGGCAUGGGUCUCCUCCCUGGAUGCUCUUCAUUGUAAAUAAACUUCUUUUUCUAA